Bombus terrestris (buff-tailed bumblebee) is the source of this 2536-nucleotide messenger RNA. Its product is annotated as glycine-rich cell wall structural protein. The coding region runs from base 498 to 1820 and encodes 440 amino acids. NCBI's taxonomy places the organism in Eukaryota, Metazoa, Arthropoda, Insecta, Hymenoptera, Apidae. The record is from RefSeq and is a predicted model, not a curated record. The transcript is spliced from 5 exons.
GCAAGGAUAUUCGUGCUGAUGAGAUAAUCUGUUGGAUUUUGGGUGACGGAUCUGUGAUGGCGAGAUUCGAUACGCGGUUGUGAUACGCGACUAGGGAGUUUCAAGUUAUCGGAGUUACAUUUGUGAUAAGUUUGGAUCCGGGGGAUGGUUAGAUCGAUGAUUGAGUGGUGGAGUGUCUUCGUGAUGUUAGGAUAGUAGAGUAUUGUAGAUGGGUUACUGGCUGAAUAAUUGAGUCGUGUUUUAAUAUCGUAUUCAUGAUGAUAUACUUAUGUAUAUAGCAAGGUAAUUAAUAAGUAAUUGGAGAAUGAUUUAUUUUCUUCUAUUAAUGAAUCGAAGAGAUGAUAUGAUAGAGGUCAAUUUCAUGAUACUAGGACGAUAGAUUAGCGAAAUUGCCGAUGGCAUCGUAAUUCUACAGAAGGUUAAUUUUGGAACAAUUUUAAAAAGACCAAAGAGUUUAUUGUAAUAAACCCGGAUUAUCAGCUGUGAAUAGGGAAAAGAUGAGGUGCUUGAUCUUUGCGGCAAUAUUGACCGUCGCGCUUGCCACAUUUGGCAAAGAGCACGUACACAUCAGAAUCCACGUACCGGAGAUAAUACAGCAUGACGAGAAGAAGGUUAUUAAAUACGAAGAUCACGGUGGACAUGAUCAUGGAGGAGGAGGUGGAGGUGGCGAUCAGACUAUAAUAGUCACUUCGCCUGGAGGCGGUGGAGGCCACGGAGGCGGUGGUGGUCACGGAGGAUUUGGCGGUGGAUUUGGAGGUGGUUUCGGAGGCCACGGAGGAGGUGGCUUUGGAGGUGGACAUAUUAGCAUUGGAGGUGGUGGUCACGGUGGAGGUGGUCACGGAGGAGGCCACGGAGGUGGCGGAGGAUUCGGAGGUGGUCACGGAGACAUCAUAAUAUCCAGUUCAGGUGGUGGCCACGGUGGUGGAGGCUACGGAGGCGGUGGUGGUGGAUUCGAUGAACAUCACGGUGGCGGAGGAUUUGGAGGAGGAGGUGGAUACGGUGGUGGUGGAGCAGCAAUCAUCGAACAUCACGGUGGUGGAGGAUAUGGAGGCGGCGGUGGCGGUGGUGGUUUCGAUGCUCACCAUGGUGGCGGAGGAUUUGGAGGCGGUGGAGGACAUGGAGGCGGCGGUGGUGGAGGAGCGAUCAUCGAACACCACGGUGGUGGAGGAUAUGGAGGCGGCGGUGGUGGAGGAGCAAUCAUCGAACACCACGGUGGUGGAGGAUAUGGAGGCGGUGGAGGAUAUGGAGGCGGCGGUGGUGGAGGAGCGAUCAUCGAACACCACGGUGGUGGAGGAUUUGGAGGCGGUGGUGGCGGUUUCGAUGAACACCAUGGUGGAGGAGGUUAUGGAGGUGGCGGUGGUGGCGGAGGAUUGAUCAUCGAACACCAUGGUGGUGGUGGAGGCUAUGGAGGCGGUGGUGGCUAUGGAGGCGGUGGUGGCUAUGGAGGCGGCGGUGGUGGAUUCGAUGCACACCAUGGCGGAGGAGGUUUUGGAGGAGGCGGUGGAUAUGGCGGUGGCGGUGGAUAUGGAGGCGGUGGUGGAGGUUUUGAUGCACACCAUGGCGGAGGAGGUUUUGGAGGAAGUGGAUUCGGUGGUGGCCACGGUGGUGGCGGCGGAGGAGGUGGAUUCGGUGGAAUCGAACACCAUGCCAUUAGUAACAGCAUAUCUUCCGGCUUCGGAAGCAGUGGACACGGUGGAGGCGGAGGUGGAUACAGUUCCGGUGGUGGUUACGAUUCGUACUCAAGUGGUGGUCAUAGUGGUGGCGGUCAUGGUAGUGGCGGCCAUGGCGGUGGUUUCUCAGGCUAUUACAAGAAAAAAUAAUAGCGAUUGACGAGUCAAUGUCGUGUUUCCGAUCGGUCGGUUUGACCGAUUUCCGACAUCGUGAUGAUCGCGUUAUUCCUCGUGCCGCGUUCUCAUCACGCGACCAUUAACGUCACGUGACUGUCGAUCGCGAUUCAUCGACAACACUCACUGCUACAUAGCAGGACGCUAAUUCAGAACGAUCGUUUCGAUUUCCCCUGAUUCUCCUCGAGAUACUUCGAGGAAACUAUUUGUCAUUUCCACUUUCGUUUUUAAACGAGUUGGCGUUUACUGUUAAACGCAGCAGAGAAAAUGGAAAGUUUAGAAAUUCGAUCGAACGGAAUUAGUAUCGUCAUAACGUUUGCAAUGUCGAUUUAGCAUGUUAAGUGGAUUAAACGGAUCUGUCGGUACAUCGUGUAUGAAUUAGAUUAACAAUAGAAUAAUUUACCGAGAAUUUAGGAACGAGGAAGAAUAUUUCAUUCGUGUAUUAUGGAUUAUAUGACAUAGUUUCGAUCACCAGAAGAUCGACUGUUCGUACAAUUUCGUAUAAAUCCUGCAUGACUGCGUUUUACAAUUAGUUAGUCUUUAAUGACUACUCGCGUGCGCUUCGCAACUGCGACGCAUUUACCUGAUUAUUUUACUUAUCGCAGCUAUUGUGUUUUGUAUAUAUUAUACGUUGUGUAAAUACUAUUCGUUUACUGUUAUUUUUAAUAAAUUGAUUUAUUUGUAUUUUGUAA